GAUUUAAUUUCCUUAUUAAAAUUGAAAAGAAAAAAAGAGACAACAUUGAAGGGAAGAAGAAUCCUUGCCAUGCGAUUAGGGUUUGAUAUUGAAAUUGAAUUGCAGCAAAGAGAUUGUUGAUAAAUCGUAGGGGAAAUUUGGGGAAUCAAGAGAAAUGGGAGGCGGUGGUGCUGACAGGGAUAAGAGUAAGCAAUGGUCGUCUCCGAGCAGGGAUUAUAAAGCGAAAGAUGAAGACCCUAGCCUUUGGGGAAUUUUCCUCUUUGGUUUAAUUGGCGCCACUGCAACCACUUUCGCGGUUAGGCAGCUGAGGAGGUCCGUUGAUUGGAUAUAUACUCGGUUAGUCAGGUCAAAAUCAUCACGGGGAGGAGGUUCUUUCCGAACAUCCUUUCAGGAGGAAGCAUGGAGAAGGUAUAAUCGCCGAAUACAAGAAGAACAUGAGGAAGAAAUGGAAAGAGUGGAGAGAAUAAGGCGCAUGCAAAGUGUGUUUAACCGGGAGCGAAAUAAAAACAAAAGGUGCUAUGAGAGCUGGAAGGAAAAUGGUCCUGGUGCUUACCAUCAGCACUUCCAGCGAGAUGAUUGGUAUUGGAAGGCGGAUGCAUCUUACAAAGAUCAAAGAACCAAUUACAGGCCACCUCAAAGAGAUAGUGCACGCUAUCCAUUAUCACAUCACUAUACUGUUUUAGGUCUUGACAGAGCCAGAAUGAAACCAUAUACAGAAGAUGAGAUUAAGACAGCAUUCAGGGCCAAAGCAAAAGAAUUCCACCCAGAUCAGAACCAGGAUAAUAAAGAAGUCGCGGAGGCAAAAUUUAAAGAGGUAAUGACCUCAUACGAGGCCAUAAAGCAAGAAAGGAAGAACACGAGGGCAUGAAAACCGUAAACGUAGCUAUAAUUCUACAGGAGUUGAGGCAGUUAAAUGC
This is a messenger RNA of Hibiscus syriacus, 917 nucleotides long. RefSeq lists its product as uncharacterized. The transcript is spliced from 7 exons. The record is from RefSeq and is a predicted model, not a curated record. Bases 155 to 868 code for a protein of 237 amino acids. NCBI's taxonomy places the organism in Eukaryota, Viridiplantae, Streptophyta, Magnoliopsida, Malvales, Malvaceae.